CGACACACAUACGCACACAUACACAGCUAGCACAACAGGCAAUACGAUCAUACAUCAUACACGCACGGUAGAGGUGGAAGAAAAUGCAACAUAAUUAACUGCAAACUGCAUGGAGCGCGGCCGUGUUGCGUGUUUAGGGCAAAAAGUGCAUCUUACUCCAUCUCUUGGGCCCAAGCAAUGUGACGGAUGAGGGACAGGGCCGUUUUUUUUGUAGUUUCCGUCGGGUGGAGCCCCUCUCCCUCCUCUCCAGCCUUUCGGAAUGUGUGUGUGUGUGUGUGUAUGGAUCGUGUGCCGAAAUGGGUUGCUGUGAGCCAAAACUCGAAAUCUCUCCCUUUUUCGGUUGUGAAGCGCAACCGAUCUCACCGAGGCAAGAGUGAGAAAGAGGGACAUCCGUCGGGGCUGUGUGUGUGUGUGUGUGUGUAUUUUCCGUGAGCAAAACUGGGGUGGGUUGAGAGCAAAACGCAUCUCGCGCGCCGCCGUGGCCACCGCCGCCGCCGCUUGUUGAAGCGCACACACACGAACAUUUUCAGGAAAUCGAAGAAAACUCAAACCGUUUCUCGGCGUUUAUUUUUGGAAAUGUGUUUUCUCGGCACGCUCUGCUCGCACGCCCCGGCAGUGUGCAGUGCCUGGCCGAUAGACAGACAGAGCAGCAGCAGCAGCCGUAGCCGUAGCAGCGACAGUUCACGCCAGAUUUUAGCACUAAGAAAACGGGAACCGCUUAACUAAAGAACGUGAAAUUUGUACAUUGUUUGUUUGUCUGUCCUGUAUGCAAGCGUUCCUUCCGUACGGUGUGUGGCCUGAUAUUUAUGAAACAGAACGCAACGCCCCACACUGUAGUGUUUUCUCGCCACCAUCGCCGAAAAUUUCGCAUAAAAAAAAUCACUAUUAGGUAGUGGUGGAAGCUGUACCACGCAACACCACGGCGAAAGAAGAGUGUGGGAGCGGAAAAAUUGUGCACGUUUCCGACCAAAAUAACGUGUGUGCGCGUGUGUGUUUGGAUGUGUGUAAAGUGUGUGACGUGACUGUGUUAGUGGGUGUGAUUUAUAGAGACUGAAAACUCACAGCAGCAAACAACACACACGCUCGCAACAAAAUGGUGAUAGGCGAGCAGGUGGAAGGCGGCGAGGCGAUGCCUCCCUCGCCCCAACAGUUCCCGCCACAGAAGGCCACGAUAGAGAACAUCAUGAGCGGCAUAGAGAACACCGGUGCGGUCAAGAUGAACAAUCAUAGGAAAAAGCUGCGCCAGAGAUUUGACAUAAUAAAAAAGCUCGGCCAGGGCACAUACGGUAAGGUGCAGCUCGGCAUCAACAAGGAAACGGGACAGGAGGUGGCCAUCAAGACGAUCAAGAAGAGCAAGAUAGAAACGGAAGCAGAUCUCAUUCGGAUACGGCGCGAGGUACAGAUUAUGAGCUCGGUCCAGCAUCCCAACAUAAUACACAUUUACGAAGUAUUUGAAAACCGCGAAAAGAUGGUGCUAGUCAUGGAGUUUGCGGCUGGGGGCGAGCUGUACGACUACCUGUCCGAGCGCAAGGUGCUGGCGGAGGAGGAAGCGCGCCGCAUCUUUCGCCAGGUGUCGACCGCGAUCUACUACUGCCACAAGCACAAAAUUUGCCAUCGCGACCUGAAGCUCGAGAACAUCCUGCUGGACGAGCACGGCAACGCGAAGAUCGCAGACUUCGGCCUGUCGAACGUGUUCGACGAGCAGCGGCUGCUGGCCACCUUCUGCGGGUCGCCGCUGUACGCGUCGCCCGAGAUCGUCAAGGGCACGCCGUACCAGGGACCGGAGGUGGACUGCUGGUCCCUGGGCGUCCUGCUCUACACGCUCGUCUACGGCGCGAUGCCGUUCGACGGUGCCAACUUCAAGCGGCUGGUGAAGCAGAUCAGCCAGGGUGACUACUUCGAGCCGAAGAAGCCGUCCCGUGCGUCGCCGCUGAUCCGCGAAAUGCUGACCGUGUGUCCGUCGCACCGAGCCAACAUCGAGCAGAUCUGCAACCACUGGUGGGUGAACGAGGGCUACGAGGAGUCGUGUCUGGAUCUGGCGGAAGAGCUCGCCAACCAGACGCCGGUCCGGCUGGAUGUGCUGCUGUCGCUCGCGCCACCGUCGGUUACCGCCGACCAGCUGCUCGUUGGCAAUGGGCAGGAGGACGCGAAGGCGAAGGAUCGCAUCCAGCGCAGCCACUCGAUGGGUUCGAUCGUCGAGAUGGGCGGUACGGAGGCGGAACGGCGCAUUCUCGAUAUGGUGGCGGCGGGCGGUGAGGCGGCCCUUAUGCCGUCGCCCACGCGCACCAUCACACCGGCAGAGGCGGCGACAGCGGCCGGUGUCGGCAGCCCGCAGGCGCAGACGAAGCGCAAGCUCGAGACGACGGUUUCGACGGAAAAUGCAACUGGCGCGGUCAAGAAGAAGGAUAAGGCGGACCCACCGUCCCCGGUCCAGGCCCGCAUCCCCGAGGACAUGGACGUGGAGGAAGCGGCCGUGGCGCGUAUGCCAACGCAAGUAGCUGCAGACGAGCAGGCGGCCGAACCGGUCCAACCGACGGCGCAGGAGGAGGCCACCAAACCCACCGACUCGACGGCGCAACCGAACGAGAGCAAGUUCGAAGCGCAGGAAGUGCUGGAAGACCUGCAAAACCUGGAAAACAUGUGCGACGAGCUGCUGCUGGAGGCGGCCCACACCCAACCACCGCCGUCCGAGGCCGGCGCAAACGGAGCAACCGAACCGCCACCCUCAUCGCCGCCCGUCAAAACCGUUUCGAGCGUGCGGGCGAAGCUGGAAAAGCUGGAAAAGGGUGAAAUCGGCGCGAAACCGGCCGUCCCGUCGUCGACCGCCCCCCUGCCCACGGUGCGCAAGGUGUUUGGCAAGAACAAAACGACCGAUCUCACGACCGCCAUCAACGAGGUGAACGCGCGGAAGGGCGAACCGGCACCGUUGGCCGGCAGUGCGCACCGUUCCGCCAGCACCGUGGAGCGCAAGAACAGCCUGCCGGACGAGAGCCUGGCGCGGACGGCCGAACGGCGCAAGUCGCGCAUCCUCGAGACGGCGGAAAAGUUCCAGCAGCUGAACCAGCAGCAGCCGGGUGGCGGGGAUAAGUUUAAGAAGUUUGUCCUGCCGGGCGGCGGCGUACCGACCGUCGGCAACUACAAGAAGGAGUUCGAGCGCAAGACUGGGCUGAGCACGUCGUCGACCUUUACCAAACCGCCGGCUACCACCACCACGCAGGCCGCGACCACCGGCGAAGGCGAGUCGGGCGGGUCGGCGCCAAGCACACCGCCUGCAUUUGCCGGUUCGGCCAAGAAUCUCGCAACCUACCAGCAGCAGCAGCAGCAGCAGGGGACCGAUUCGCCACCCCUGGCCACGACCAAAUCGGACGACGAGGUGAAGGAAAGCGAUUCGAAGAGUUCGGUCGGCAGCUUCUCGCUGGAGGACGCGCGCCGCUCGAUGGAGAACUCGAUCGCGAUGCUGAGCCGGGCGAAGCCGAACGACUCCGCACCGUCCACGCCGACCGCGAUCGACCAACUGUGCGCGCGCACCGAGAGCGUCUCGAUGAUGGAGGACAGCGAGCGGGAGCGCAAGCUGAAGAAUGCGCGCGAAAUCAUCGGCAACGCGAUCCCGAUCGGGCGGCUGCGCAAGCCGCCGAUGCCGUUCGGUGCGAACGGCCGCUCGAAGACCGGGACGCUCGGCAUCAACAAGCCGUACCGCAUGGGUUCGGAAACGCCCGAGCCGCGCUGCGACACGAUGUCCAUCCCGAGAAAAGUAUCGAUCGGAAGCAUCCCGAGCCCGCCCAAGGACGAGACGAAAACGUCGCACGCCGAAAUCACGCUCAAGUCGGCCACGCUGCCACGGCGAAAGCUGUCCAAACCGCUCGAACUGCAAGGCGAUGCACAAUCGAAGCCGGACCACCGUAUGCAGCCACCGCUGCAACCACCCGCCUUCGCGCCGAUGCGCUUCUCCACCGAGGUGCAGCACCAGAUGCCGGAUCUGCGCAGUGCGCCGGUCGGACGCGAGCAUCCGCCCGCCUUCGCACCGAUGGCUCACCAGCACCAGCAGCAUCUGCACCAUCGGGCCAACAGUCUGGAGCCGCAGGGCAAGGAGCAGCCGGCCGGCGCGGGUCCGCAAAAACCGCCCACAUAUCAACGGACGGCGUCCGGUGCGUACGGUGGCGUUCCGUCGCCUGCCCAGCUCGGUCGCGCAUCGCUCUCGCGCCAGUCGACGAACGAGUCGAACGACUCGGACAAUACGCUCUCGCAGGGUCCGAUGUCGACGAACGCGUCCGGCCUAAUGUCCGGCACGGUCAGCACUAGCGGCAGCACCACGAUGCCGAUCAAGAAGAGCCCCCGGGAGUACAUCAUACCGAUCGCGGUCGAGGGCGGUGGUAUUGUGACGCCGCGUGCCAACAGCCUGGAGCCGUCCGAAUCGAACGCGUCCUCGACCGGUGUGCCCGGGGCGGCCGGUGCUGGGUUCGGUAUGAAGCCGCGCCUUGGCCGACCGCGCCGUUUGGGCUCCCUGCUGUCGGAGCAUGACGGUGAGCCGGGCGACAUUACGUCCUUCCCACGACUGAACAGGCAUACCUCGCUGGGACGUGAGAGUGAUACCGAGGAGCCGAAAUUCCACAUGAUGCAUCGGCUCAGGAGCACACGACCAUCGAAGAGGGGCACGGCGGACCCGAACGAUUCGGCCAGCUCGGGCGAGGAGGACGACGACGAUGGUUUUGAAAUACUGACGGCGGAAAACCUGUUCUCCACGCUGCUGUCUCGCGUUCGUGCACUAACCAAUCGUCUGAAUGUGAACGAUGUCAACUCACCGCGCUUCCCGGCGUCACGCUUCAUGAGCAAUCUGCGCCAAACGCAGGCACCGUUCUGGCAUCAUCAGGAUCCGUUCGGCAGGAAUCUCGCCGACGGAGGCAGUGCGGCCAACGCCUGGCGGCACAGCAUGUCCCGGGACCUGAGCACGGACAUCGAUUCAAUGUUUUCGCGUAGCGGAGCCACACUUCCAAGAGGCACUAGACUCAGAACACAAAGUAAUCAUGUAACGAAUAGUAAUAACAACAGCAACCAAAACCACUACCAUCAUCCCCAUCAUCAGCAACCGCCACCAGUGCCACCAAACAGCAGCAGCAACAGCAUCCGCAGUAGUUAUAACAAUAGAUAUAGCUAUCAUCAUCAACCCGCCUCAUCUAACCCUGCCCCCAGCUCCACCUCCUCCUUCUACAAGGAUUUGGCAUCCUUGGCCGCGUACGGCGCGAACGGUACUGGCGGGGCGGCCGGUAGUGACAGUCGCGACGUCAGCCUAUCCAGCGGUACCGGUGGUGGUGGUGGUGGUGGAGCGGGCAGUAACGAUGACGAAAGCAGCAUAUCCAGCACACUCAGCACCAAUGGCAACGGUUACCGCCAUCAGCCACUGGCCGCGACGAUGACCGGCGGCGGUAAUGGUGGCCUGGGCGACCCGGGCACGGGCGAGGAAAAUCUCGAUCUGCGCGAUCUCGAUCUGUCGCAGCUGCGACUGUCGAAGCGCGAUCUGGAAACGCUGUCCAGUAUAACGCCCGCCCUGUCCCAGCGCGUGCAGGAGCAACUGUUGGCGCAGCUUCCCCCCCAGCAGGCCCGCAAACUGUCCCGCACACUGUCCAUGCAGGGUGGUGGAGGAGGCACAGGGGCCGGUUCGUUGCCAACGGGUGCCGCGGCAGCUAACCAGCGACUGUACAGACGAAGCUACAGCAACAGCUCGGGCAAUCGAUCGCUCGAUGCAACGGCCGACUACGGAGCGACGGGCGGCGUCGGUGAGUUCAGCCGUCGCCGGGCAGGGAGUCAACCGCGCGACAUCCUGUCGCCCCCGCCGGCCUACCAAACGUCAGCGCCACUGUACGAGAAGUACGCCCCGUACGGUACGAGCAUUCCAGCGGCCGGUGCCGACUCCUCGUCCGGUAUGUCCUCGUUUGUGCGCGACUACGACAGCAACACACGGAAGGCGCUCUCACCACACACCACCACCACCACAUUGACACGUGCUACCGGGUCCGCUCUCACUACAAGCACAACCACAACACCACCACCACCAUCAACUCUCCGUUACACCAGCAGCAAUGCGGGUGGCGAGACGACCGCUGCGCCGACCAAGCGCUUGUCCCGGUUUCUGCGGCCCGACUUCUUCGACACGCCGCCGAAAGAGCGGGACGCACCAACCGAUCCGCCCGAGCGGGACCCUCGCAGCUCCCCGUACGGUGGAUCGGGCGGAUCGGGGGUGACGUUGCGCGAGGGUGCCACCGGUAGGCAGCAGCGGCGCGAAAAGCUGGCCAACGAUACGAUCACCGAUCGGUUGAGCUACUUCCUGGAGAAGUACGGCAAACCGGACGACGACGGAGGGGUGACACCGAUCGGCGAUCGGAGUAGGCGUAGCGUUUCGCGUUCGCGCGACCUCGAGCCGGAAGGCCAGCCGGAACAGCGGUACCGGACGCCGGAGGAGACACUGUCGAUACUACAGGAGCAGCUGCAAGAUCUCACCAACAUGACCUCGCUGGCAGCUGGCAGUCAGAUGUCGAAGCUGUUGAGCGGUGGAGGCGGUGGCGAUGCCAUCGUAACAUCGAACGGGUCAGGGACUGGCGAAUGCCAGCUGCCCGGAUGCACAGAGUGUGAGGGAAAGCAGGAUGAGAAAGCUGUUGCCUCCCAGGCGACAAACGAACCUAGCGAAACGAAAGGUACUUCCGGCACUGUUGCAACAGAAUCGGCAGCUGCAGCUGGUCCAACGAAAAAGAUCGUAAAGGUAAAGAAGGUGAAGGUAGUGAAGAAGACAACGACAGGGGCAGAAAAUGGAGUCACAACAUCGGGAGGUGACGGUGAAGCUGCCGCAACCACGUCGGUGGUGAAAAAGGUAAAGAAACUGGACUCAACUCCAACGGACGCGUCGGAAGGCUCCAACCCCUCUGUGCCAGUGGUUAAGAAGGAAUCCAAACUAAUGCGCCCCAAGUCUUAUCCCUACAAAGAGCCGGGGCAAGAAGUUGCCAAGCUGUCCGUGGGUGGUGACAUUGCGCUUGAGGUGAAUGGGAAAGCAGGUGCUAAUGGUGCAACUUCCCCUGCAAACGUGACGCAAGAUCCCUCGACCGAGACCCAAACGACACAAACGGCGGCUGUGAACGGCACAGCGAGUGUGAGUACGACGGCGAGUAAACUGGCACGGCCAAAGAGUUUCCCCUCGUCCAAGCUAACGCCACCGAAGGAACUGAAGCUGCUUAAAUCCCCCGCCAGUAGUGAGCGGGAUGCUGCCAGUGAGCAGAAGGCGCCACCAACGUCAAAAGCCGAACCUGCCACCAACGGAACGCUGGGUACUCCGGGGCAGGAGGUGGAUGGACCAUCGGCCGCCACCAGUCCUCCCAAGAAGGUGAAGAAAGUUAUCCGCAUCGUGAAGAAGGUUACCAAAACGACCGAUGCCAACGGGAAGGUGGUCAUUACCACCACCACGAUGCCGGCCGAUGGAGCCGCCGGACCGGUGAAAACUACCAAAGAAACGGUCGGCAAAACCGUCACCAUCAAGGAGCAAGGUACGGCGGGAACGGCAGCUGAUGCCGCCACCGCCGCCGCCGGUGAGAAGCAAUCAAAGGAGAAAUCAAAAUCACCCGAAAAGAAACCAAAGCAAGGCUUUCUGGCCAGCAUCGGGCAGCGGUUUGAAAAGUUCCGCGACACCAGCAAGAGCAGCAAGGAAAAGAAAGCGGCGGCAGCAGCGGCAGCAGCCGCCACGACGACCUCCACCACAUCAGGAGAAACCCUGCCCGACACGGCCGUCCCGGUGAUGGUGCCCGGCACUACGCAGAUCGUAGACGGCGUUACGCCGGACGUGCUGGUAGGCAAACCGACCGAGACGGCCAACGCGCCCAAGAAGGAUAAAAAGAAGGGCGGCAAAGCGGCGAGCACCGGCGAGGACAAGACGCCACCCGAUGGCAGCUCCAGCACCAUCGCGAAGAGUGCGGCCGGAGGGGCGGCCCGCAAGUCACGCAUCGACACGGUGAUCAGGAAUUUGCGCGAGCUGUCCGCCGGACCGAAGCUGCCGGAGGUAACCGAGUCGAAGCUGAUCAAGCGCGCCGUCAGCGUGGAGGAGAUGCCGGGCACGUUCAAUCGCUGCGGCGUCACCAAGGUACUGGAACUGUUCAAGAAAAUUGAGAAAGAUUCACGCAAUAACCACCAUCAUCACCGUCUUCUUAAUACCAAGUCAUCUAGCCACAUUCUGAUGGGGGGCCGAACGACGUUGGACGACGGUGACCACACGACGGUGACGAUGCCUGACCUGAUGAUGCAGCCGAUCGAGGCGGGGCAGGCCCGCAUGCGCAACACCAACUCGCUGCUGCCCUCGUUGUCGCGCAAAAAGCCGUACGGCGGGGCAAGAAGCGACACCGUGCUGGCGCACCAGCUCGACGGUCUGCUAGCGAACGGUGGUGACGCUCUGGACGGUGGAGGUGAUUUCGAGCAGCGUAAGUUUAAGGUGAUGCCACAGCCCGAUCCGUACCAGUCGCAGAUACCGGUCAAGUACGGCUGUCCCGGUUGCGAUGCGGUGGGCACUGGCGGCAGCAGCAGCACCACCACCACCACUAUCACCGAUACCGGCGGCAGCAGCGCCACUACCGCGGCUACUAGUAACAAUAAUGGCGUCGCCAACGGAGCGCCGGAAGCGUGUCUGAUGCACGCGCAAACCACCACCACCGGGACGGGUAGUAGUGGCGCGUGCAGUGUGCACGUGCAGCGGCCUCCUCCACCGCAAGACACGGACCGGAGGGGCCGGGCCCGGGCGCUUACCAUCGACCUGGAGCAGGCCGUACACUCCGCGACGGAAAAGUUGAAGCGCCUGCAGCAGGCCAACAGCAUUCAUCUCAGUAACAUCCCGACACAGCAACCGCUACUACCCCACGGUCACCAUAGUAACCACAACAACAACAACUACAUCAACAACCCUAGCAAAACUAGCUUAAGCGCUUGCACUACUAAGAUCCCCUCCAGUCACACCAACCACACUGCAAACGGUAGCGUACACAACAACAACAACAACAACAACACUAGUAACGGCAUAGCACAGGCGGCGGCACCUGCCGGUGGCAAUAACAACUACAGCUAUCCGCCCCCACUCCCCAGCGAAAUGGCGGCCGGGACGGCGGCCACCUCGCCGUGCGGGUAUAGCAACAACAUCAACAACAACAACAGCCUCUCCCAUCACUACAGCACACUGACACCGUCGUACGAUAGCAUUACCAACUACUCGUCUGGUUCGCGAAGUAGCCCGUACGACGACAACUCCUCCAGCACGUUCCUAUCGCCGUCGGAGGAGCGCGAACUGUACUUCGACAGCUGGUCGGUCUGCUCGGACGAGCUGAUGGGGCACGGCGACGGCACUGGGGUGGGUGGUCACCCGCUCCACUCCUCGUCCGUGUCGCCCGCGUCCCGGCGCCACUCCUCGGUGCGGCUACUAACCCCGAACCAACCACUACUACACUCUGUCUCCUCCCCAGUAGAUCCGGACGCGGAGAGCGUCAUCGAGCGCAUCCGGCGCAAGAGCUUCUACACCCGGUUCAACGACACGAAGAAGCCGGCCAAGCGGGCCUCCGCCAGCAGUCUGGGGGGCGGGCUCGGUAGCGGUAGCAACAUUACGGCCGCCGGCCACGCCAAGGACAGCGCCAGCUACGGGUACUACGGGGCGGGCAGUGGCGGUGCGACGGUGCGCGAAAAGUCCCUGUCGCGGGGCGGCUCCUCCUCCUACAUUCUGAACCGCCCGGGCAAGGAGUCGUCGUCCUACGGUGUCGGUGUGGGUAAGUACGACACGGCGGGCUACGCGACGGUCGGCCGUACCGAGCAUCGGGGGUACGCGACGAUGGUGAACCUCGGCGUGAAGCCGAACCGAAGCGCGGCCCGGCUGCGCCAGAGCAGCCUGGACGUGGUGGCCGGCGACUAUCAACAGCCCCAACAGCCACCACACUACCACCAUCACCACCAUCACCACCACCACCAUCCCCAACAACAACAACAACUACAACAACAGUCUACGCUGGCGGGACUGUCCCGUACUGGGUCGCGGCUACUAACCACCGACGACGGUGAUUCCCUGACCGACGGUUUAACCUACACCAACCUACUGAACAACAACCACAACAGCAGCAACAACACUACCAGCAAUCACAAAUACACACGCAACACCUACUACGAAAGUACGGCCGUGCCGUCGCCGUACGGAACGUACGCACCGAGACGUCGGUCGUCGUUUGUGGCCGCCGGGUACGGAUCGUCUAACAUCGCUUCAUCCUCUUCAUCGAUUGCGCUAGAUCUGCUCAAGGACCACCACCAGGGGCCCCGGGAUGGGUCGGCGAGUUACGGCAAUCUGGCCACGACCGGGUCUUCCUCCUCCACCAACACACUGUCCGCGUCGGAUAACUAUGGAAGCGGCGGCGGCGGUAGCAGCAACACCACCACCUCCACGGCAGCAUCCCGCACCAUCCGGCCAUACGAGACGAGAAGCAGCUCGCUGCUCACCCCGACGGCACUGCGGGAUGCGGGACGUUACACCGGCCGGUACGAUAGUGGUACACUGACCAAAAACUAUCGCACACGGACCUCGUCUACGUCCAAAUCAACCGACAAUGCAUAAAGCGUAGUGGGAGGGAAUGGGUGGAAGGAUAUAAACAGUUGUCGCAACAGCAACACAUAUAUACCAAUUAGUGUAGAUCCGCCCUUAGCCAGGGUGGGGCCACUUUACUUCUCCAACGCUCCAAUGGAAUAUAUAAAUGGGUGUAUGUGUGUGUGUGAUCGUGGCUUGCAUCCAAAAGAAGAAACCAAAAAACCAAACCAACAAGAAAAUAGCAAGCAGCGAUAAACUUUACUGGUUAUUUUAGAUGAACGUUAUAGACUAGAAACCAUUGCAUUUAGGCCAAAAAACAUACACGCAUACGCGUUAGUGAAUUGUUACAGCAGAGAAUGCCAAACCCGCCAAAACCCGCCAAACGUUGAUUAAACAAGAAUAGCGUUAUGUAAAAUGGAUACCAACUUCUUCUAAGCAGAAAGAUAGCGAGUGAAAAAGAGUGAAAAGGAGAGAGAGAGAAAGAGCAGUAAUAAUGUAACACCAUUUGAACCGGAGACUUUUAACUUGUAUAUUUAAACAAAUGGGGUUUUAUCCGAUCCUCAUGCUCCAUUUCGCACCAAUUGUGUGUAUGUUUGUGCGUGUCUCCUUAUUGGGAGCAGUACAAUUCCGGCGAUCCAGCUUCCGUGGAGUAAGAAGGGCACUAAUGUUACCGUGACGGUAUCACCACUGACUCACCCCACCGGCAAACAACCAGGACUCAAGAGAAGAACCGAAGAAAAAACCGUGGAACACCAUGCGAUCACCAUGCGUCUCCAUGGAGCAUCGAUCAUGCAGCCACCGUUUCUUGCAUCUCUACGCUGUAUUAUUUUUUCGGUUUCCAUUUUCCAGGGGUCCAUCCACACCUUUCGGGGGAUUAAAGUGUUGCAAAAACAACACAGUGAAGCAGAAAAUUCCGCUUGCGUUCGCAAACAGACUCUGCGCAUCACCGCCACGUGGUGUGGUGAUUUUCCUUUGCGUCACGAUCUGAGCCCGUCGCUUGGUCGGGAUUUUCUCUCACGCAUACACACACUCUUACGGGAAGGAUUAUUUUUAUGAGCAGCUUCGUUAGUGCGGGUACAAAACACACGUGUAUGGGACAGAAGGUCACAAGCAAUAGUCGCACGGAACUGAGACGGGGAAAAAUCAAAGAGAGCUGUUAAAAAUGUGUGUGCCAUCGAAUCGAAUUUUAAGCAGCCGGGGCAAAACAGGGGGAAUCGGGAGACUCUCCCAAACUGUCGACCUCGGUUUGUUUUUUUUUUUUUAAUUUAAAUUAGCAAAUCAAUCAAAAUCGGAACACGCUUCAAGCAGGUGUCCACAAUAAAACGAGCACGGUGCGGGUACCAAAGAGCGGGGAAAAAGCAUUGGGAAGAUACGGUGUGUCUGUUUGUGUGCUAGCAGAAAAGUUGUUAUACACUAUUUUUACAAUUUUAUGUCAAUUGUAU
Molecule: messenger RNA, 12021 nt
Organism: Anopheles merus
Lineage: Eukaryota; Metazoa; Arthropoda; Insecta; Diptera; Culicidae
Gene: Nuak1
Product: mucin-12
Exons: 12
Coding region: 1094-10609 (3171 amino acids)
Biological process (GO): protein phosphorylation
Molecular function (GO): protein kinase activity; structural molecule activity; ATP binding
Source: RefSeq, a predicted model, not a curated record